Messenger RNA from Meloidogyne enterolobii, 999 nucleotides. NCBI's taxonomy places the organism in Eukaryota, Metazoa, Nematoda, Chromadorea, Rhabditida, Meloidogynidae. The record is from the annotation of a GenBank genome assembly.
AUGGUUUUGAUUGGAUUUAAACAAUUCUCAAUGACAAAUCUUUUACUGGCUAUAGCUCUUCUUUCUUUUAUUGUUUUGCCUAAUUAUAUUGGUGCUACUUUGGCUUGUGGAAUUUUAUUUUCUCAAAUCAGUUUACUUAAAAUUAUUUUUACAAUAAUUGUAUUUUUACUUCCUUUGAUUAUCAGAAAAUGUUAUAAAAUAAUUUUACAAAAAUACAAAAUUAAAUUAUUUAAUUUCUUCAACACAAAAAAUGUUUUAAUUUUAUUUUUUGUUUAUUUGCUUGGCUCUUUAACUGUAAUUUCUUUUCUUUAUCAAAGCCCUUCCUCUUUUGAUGCUUCUUCUGAAUUAACUAAUCUUACUUGGCCUCAAUUUGAGAAUCAUUGUGCAAUGAAUGGAGCUAAUCAAAUACAUUCACAAAUGCAUUGUUCUCAAAUGAAAGGAAUGGCUAUAAAUUGGAAAGGAACUGUCCAAUCUGUUCGAAUUGCCGAUAUCGAUAAUUCUUUUGAGACUUUGCUAGAUUAUUUGCCUGAUUCUGUGGCACAAGCUAUUCGCUGUUUUUAUGAUACUGAUAGCACUGACGAGGAUGCUAUACCGAGAGAUUUGCAUUCGAAUGAGUGUAGUCUUGCUCAACACAAUCAUUAUACUUAUGAAUUGGAAGUCAGUGGCCCUUAUGGUGAAAAAUUUCAAAUCAGCGGCAAUAAAGGACAAUUACUUUUAACAGCUCAACACACUUUUGGUGAAAUAUUACGACUUUUGGAUGAAGGGGACAUUAUUAGAUUUAUUGCAUUCUUUGACAGUUAUCCAGUCUUUAGAUAUCCGCCACGUCUUAGACUGCUUCAACUUGAAUGCUUAAUUUGUAAAAAGCUGAGUUCUGACAAAUACAAACAUCUUCGAUUGACAAGCGUUAAAUCAGAAAGACGUAAAAUAUGGGCUCGUUUAAACAACGCAUUUGAAUUACUUUUUAAUUUUGUAUUUGCACCGUUUAUUUUACUUUCUUAG